This is a messenger RNA of Cricetulus griseus (Chinese hamster), 1782 nucleotides long. NCBI's taxonomy places the organism in Eukaryota, Metazoa, Chordata, Mammalia, Rodentia, Cricetidae. The record is from RefSeq and is a predicted model, not a curated record.
AUGAAAAGAAGCGAAGAGUCAACAGCCAGACAAACCAGUGAAGAACAAAUAGGUACUCUUCAUUGUUGGAAAUGUAGGAAAUGUAUUGCAAGUUCCAGCUGCUUCAUGAAUUACCUUGAGAAUCAAGUGAUUGAGCAGGACAGACAUGAAUCAGUUGAUGCUCAAACCACUUGUCGUCUAUGGCACAUGAAUAUAGAAGCCCUUCCAGAGUGGAUAAGCUGCCUAAUCCAAAAAGCCCAGUGGACAGUUGGGAAACUGAAUUGUCCUUUCUGUGGGGCCCGAUUAGGGGGCUUUAAUUUUGUCAGCACUCCAAAAUGUUCCUGUGGCCAGCUUGCAGCUGUACAUCUCUGCAAGAGCCGGACUGAUCACCAACCAGCGCAGACAAGCAACCUAAUGAGGCCAGUGCUGAAAUACUUGUCACAUCCUGGAGUCCAGUCAGGUUGUGAUAAGGAGGCUCUGGUGACAGGUGGUGGCUCCAAAAUCAGAAACCACAGGCUUUUGAACAUGGCCCGAAACAAUAACGGCCUUGGAAGACUAACAGAAGCACUUUGCCUGGAGGUGCGAGCCACGUAUUUUGAUAUGAAGAAUGAGAAACUGCUCUUCAAAGCAUGGGAUCCAAAAUACCAGCCUUUUGUUCCUGAGCUUGCGACCAGCAGGUGCACUUCCAAAGCUUCGCAUAGAAAGUCACACAGUUUGGACCUGAACAUCAAUGAGACACUGCCUUUAUUACCCACUUUCUAUGAAAUACAUAGUAAGACUGCCGCUUAUCCCCAGCUAAAUGAAACCCAGCCCAUUGACCUCUCCGGCUUGGCUUCGCCGUGUGGGAAAAGUGGCUGCUCCCUUCAAAACCCACCCAGUUUUGAUCCGAAUAUGCUGCUGCAUAGACUUUCAGUGUCUGCCCAUGAGACCCAGGCACAAAGAGGAAGAGAAUUUCAGUGUGGCCUAGAAGCUUCUUCCCUAUACUCAGAUCACGCUAAUGCUAACAGCCUGACAUUCCUGAUGGAUCUGCCCUCAGUGGGGAGGGGCGUUCUGGACGCCUCCGACCAAGAAGAACACCUCUCCCCUCUGGACUUUCUGCGUUCUGCCAGUUUUCCCUUGGGCACUAUUAACCACAGGCUGAAUAGCAGAGAAAGGAGCAAGUUGAGGACUCUAAGAAGGCAACGGAGGAGGCAUGAAAGAUGGCUACAGAAGCAGGGUAAAUACUCAGGAGUGGGGUUGCUGGAUCAUAUGAGUUUGAGUAAUGAGAUGAGUACAGAUGAUGAGAAUGAAUACACAGAAGAAAAGGACAGCUACAUCUGUGCAGUGUGCCUGGAUGUGUACUUCAACCCUUACAUGUGUUACCCUUGCCACCACAUCUUCUGUGAGCCCUGCCUACGGACUCUGGCCAAAGACAACCCUGCAAGCACUCCCUGCCCACUCUGCCGGACCAUCAUUUCUAGAGUCUUUUUCCAGACAGAACUGAACAAUGCCACAAAGACCUUCUUUACCAAGGAAUAUUUGAAAAUAAAACAAAGCUUUCAGAAAUCCAGCUCUGCCAAGUGGCCCUUGCCAAGCUGCAAAAAAGGAUUCCAUCUUUUUGGAGGAUUCCACAGGCAUGCAGCUCCAGUGACACGGAGGCAGUUCCCCCAUGGUGCACACAGGAUGGACUACCUGCACUUCGAGGAUGACAGCCGCGGAUGGUGGUUUGACAUGGAUAUGGUGAUCAUCUAUAUUUAUUCAGUGAACUGGGUCAUUGGAUUCAUUGUUUUCUGCUUUCUUUGCUAUUUUUUCUUUCCGUUUUAG